AUGAUAUUCAAGAUACUAUUUGGUUGUGAAGAAAGUUGCCCUUCUUACUUGAAAGGAGUGUCUAAAGAUAUUUUGAAGAAAUGUGAUGGUUUACCGCUAGCAAUCAAUGCCAUAUCUAGCUUGUUGGCUACCAGGAAAACAAAAGAAGAGUGGGAUGAGGUGCGAUGCUCAAUUGACUUUGCAAGAGGCACAAAUCCUGACAUAGAUGCAUUGAAUUACAUAUUAUCUCUGAGCUACUUUGACCUUCCUCACCGUCUAAGAAGUUGCCUGUUAUACAUGACUUUGUUUCCUGAAGAUUACAAGAUUGACAGGCUACGUUUGGUACAUAGAUGGAUUUCCGAGGGUUUCGUCCACAGCAAAGAUGGGAAAGAUCUUGUUGAAUUAGGAGAUGCAUAUUUUCAUGAGCUUGUCAAUAGGAGUUUAAUACAACCGAUUGACAUAGGGUAUGAUGGCAAGGCAUGGGGCUGCAGAGUGCAUGACACAAUCCUUGAUUUCCUCAUUUACAAGUCUACCCAAGAGAACUUUUGUACUUUGUUAGGUGAUCGUUCAGAGGCCACGAAUUUUUCAGAUAACGAAGUUCGUCGACUCUCACAGUUGGGAAAUGUGGGUAGAUCUCAUAAAAUGGAUUUAUCCCAUGCUCGAACAUUUGGGACUUUCGUGCACACCAAGCAAAUGCUCUCCCUUGAAUCAAAUGCUCUGCGUGUGCUAGACUUGGAAGAUUGUUGUGGACUGGAAAAUCAUCACAUCAAAAGUAUUGGAAGGUUUCCUCAGUUGAGGUACUUGAACAUCUCUAGCACACGAAUAACUAAGCUUCCAGAACAAAUAGGUGAUUUGCGACAUCUUGAGACACUAAAUGCAUACUGUGAUCUUCUAAGAGAGCUAUCGGAAACUGUUACGCGGCUUCAGCGAUUGGUGCGUCUGUCUAUACGUUGGAGAACUAAAUUGCCUGACAGCAUUGGAAAUAUGACAAAUUUGCAAGAGCUUCAGUAUAUUGAUGUCUUCAAGCACUCGCUGUGCUUUGUGGACCUGAGGAAACUGAGGAUUAAGUUGGACACCGACGGGAUAGAAGGAGAAAAAUUAGCAAGUUACAAGGAAAAGCUAGAGUCAUCCCUCCGGAAACUAGACGCACGGAAAUGUCCUUCUCUGUGGAUUGCAGUGUGUUUAUCAGAGAAGGAUGGCGUAGAAGGAUAUCCUUUCUUCCCUGCUCUAAGUUGCAUCCGAAAGAUUUCUCUGGUCUGUAGAGAAAGGUGUAGGAUUGCCAAAUGUCUGAUCCAACUUGUCAGUCUUGAAAAACUGUAUGUAUAUGCCAAGGAGAUAGAGAAGCAAGAUCUUGAGAUAGUUGGAAGAAUACCUAAUCUGCUCGAAGUCGAUAUAUAUAACGGGAAGACAGGGCAUAGGCACCAUCAGAGGAGGAUCUCAACGGCUGCAGUGUUUUCGGUGCACUGCAAUACCUCCCGAGCCACCGAGUCCAAACUAGCCGCCGUCCAUCCCGUCCGCCGCCGAGCUCUGCCGCUCUCCCCUUCCCUUCCCUUUCCCUCUCCAUGGCCGAACACUUCCCCGGCGACGCCGCGGCGGCCAACAGAGCCGGGGCUCGCCGCCGUCAAGACGGAGCCGCGGCUCCCCGUCGUGAAGGCGGAGCCCGGACUCGCCGGCGGCGUCAAGGAGGAGGAGCUCGACGACGCGGCGGCCCUCAAAUGGGCGCGCGAUGACUGGGCGCAGCUGGAGCGCCUCGCCUACAAGCACUUCGAAGCUCGGCGCCGUGGCCGGUGA
Messenger RNA from Aegilops tauschii subsp. strangulata, 1770 nucleotides. RefSeq names its product disease resistance protein Pik-2-like. Gene Ontology annotation, molecular function: ADP binding. NCBI's taxonomy places the organism in Eukaryota, Viridiplantae, Streptophyta, Magnoliopsida, Poales, Poaceae. The record is from RefSeq and is a predicted model, not a curated record. Gene Ontology annotation, biological process: defense response to other organism.